Oldenlandia corymbosa var. corymbosa is the source of this 1344-nucleotide messenger RNA. The record is from the annotation of a GenBank genome assembly. Lineage: Eukaryota; Viridiplantae; Streptophyta; Magnoliopsida; Gentianales; Rubiaceae.
AUAUUAUUAUUACUCAAUCCAAUUCCAUAUCCUCAUCUAAAUGGAUUAUUGCCACUACUCUUUUUGUCUGUGGAUAAGUCAGGUGGCAAUGGCCAUCCUUCAACAUAAGCCUCUGAGUGUCUUGACAAGAAUUCCUACAAAGUACAAACUGAUUCCACAACCAUGGCAUUGGCCAUUGCUUCAACUGCACUUUCAAGCCUUCCAAUCAGGGAUCAUAUUACUACAACAAUAUUGACUGGAAAUACUAGUAACAGAUGUUUAUUAAGAAGGGGUCGUUCAUUGAAAGCAGCAAAAGGAGGGGUGUCAAGUGUUUGUGAACCACUUCCUCCGGAUAGGCCAUUGUGGUUCCCUGGUAGUUCACCUCCUGAAUGGCUUGAUGGCAGCCUUCCGGGAGAUUUUGGUUUCGACCCUUUGGGAUUAGGAUCUGAUCCAGAGCUGCUCAAAUGGUUUGCUCAAGCCGAGCUAAUGCACGCAAGGUGGGCAAUGCUGGCUGUUGCUGGAAUACUAAUUCCGGAAUGGCUUGAGAGUCUAGGCUUCAUCGAAAACUUCUCUUGGUAUGAUGCCGGCACGCGCGAAUACUUUGCAGAUCCAGUGACGUUAUUCGUCGUCCAGCUCGCCCUGAUGGGAUGGGUUGAGGGCCGAAGAUGGGCCGACCUUAUCAAACCUGGUAGCGUCGACAUAGAACCGACAUUGCCACAUAAGAAGAAGCCAAAGCCUGAUGUUGGUUACCCUGGCGGACUUUGGUUUGAUCCCUUCAUGUGGGGAAGAGGAUCUCCAGAGCCAGUUAUGGUGUUAAGGACUAAAGAGAUCAAGAAUGGAAGGCUUGCGAUGUUAGCUUUCGUUGGCUUUUGUUUCCAAGCUGUUUAUACCGGAGAAGGUCCUGUUGAGAACUUAAUGUCUCAUCUAGCUGAUCCAGGCCAUAACAACAUUUUCUCGGUACGCCAUCUGGACUUAUAACAAAAUCAUAAGAAGCUGCAGAUAUGAUUUUUUUUUUCCAUUGCAAUUUAUCGAAAAAAAGAAUUUAUUAUGUGUCUCAGUAGGAGUUAAACAAAUGUUCUGUCUUGUUUGCAGGCUUUCACAUCACAAUGAUCCUCUGGGGUUGGGACAACUAUAUAGAGUAGUAAAAGUCUUAUGUAUUCAAGUCAUUGGACUAAUGCAGUGUACAUAUGUACCAGAACAACUUUGAAAAAUCUGUCUUUCUACAUUCCAAUUCACUGGCAGCAUAUAUCCUUCACUCUUGCUCGCUGUUGCUCAGUUCUGAACUAUGUUGUUUUCUGCCGCUUAAUUUGACAGAAAAGUAUAACAGCGUUGUGCAUCGCGAUAAGUCAUUUCAACCAAGAGCGA